This is a messenger RNA of Colias croceus (clouded yellow), 647 nucleotides long. RefSeq names its product UPF0729 protein AAEL015238. The record is from RefSeq and is a predicted model, not a curated record. NCBI's taxonomy places the organism in Eukaryota, Metazoa, Arthropoda, Insecta, Lepidoptera, Pieridae. The transcript has a single exon. Bases 190 to 444 code for a protein of 84 amino acids.
AAGAUGUCAAAACUAAUGACAAAUAAAUGUCAAAACAAAAUUUUUGGUGAAUAAUUACAAUUAUUUUUAAAACUAAUCGUGUUGGCGAUUACAAUAAUAAGGAAAUAGCAAUUAUCGUUUCUGCUUGCAAGUAAUAAUAAUCAGGUUUCGAGUGCUUUAAAUCAGAAAUUGUAUUAAAUAUAAUUGAAGAUGGUGUGUGUUCCAUGUUUCAUCAUUCCUGUUUUGCUGUUUUUGUGGCAUAAAUUUAUUCAACCGUAUGUUCUACGCUUCUGGAAUCCAUGGGCUGUGAAGGAUGCUGAUGGCAAUGUAACAACAGAAUUCCCAUUCAAAUGUGAAGGUGGUGUUUGUGCAUUUAAGAAGAAAGAUAAUAAAGUGACUGAAAAACCCGAGAAUGAAUUAAGUGACAGUAAACAAAGCCCCGAUGUAAGGCUAAAGUCCGAAUGAUUGUUGAAUAAAUUUAGAUUAUUAUUUAUUAGUUUCGAUAAACAUAUUAUUGAACAGUCAUUUGUCCAGUCUGCUUUUUAGGCCGUGACCUUGAUUUAUAUUAUCUUGACGUGUAACAAUAUGGAUUUGAGUCAACAGCAAGAAAUUUGUAAAACAAUGGAUAAUAGUUAUUGUAAAUUUAAGUAAUAUAUUAUAUUAUUUAA